Mercurialis annua (annual mercury) is the source of this 841-nucleotide messenger RNA. Its product is annotated as probable NADH dehydrogenase [ubiquinone] 1 alpha subcomplex subunit 12. Bases 69 to 548 code for a protein of 159 amino acids. Gene Ontology annotation, cellular component: membrane. Lineage: Eukaryota; Viridiplantae; Streptophyta; Magnoliopsida; Malpighiales; Euphorbiaceae. The record is from RefSeq and is a predicted model, not a curated record. The transcript has 5 exons. Gene Ontology annotation, biological process: response to oxidative stress; mitochondrial respiratory chain complex I assembly.
AAAAAUAGUAAAUUUAGAAGAAAAGCAAAAAUAUAAACGAAGGAGGAAAAAAAGAGAGCGAGCAAGAAAUGGCAUCGACGAUAGUGAAGGGAGUCAUCAAGUCGAUCAGAGAGAAAGGAAUUGGCUCCUUUCUUCGCGAGCUCAAAGAUGAAGGCUAUUUGAGGUGCCUUGCUGAUGGGAAUCUGUUGCAAACAAAAAUCCACAACAUAGGGGCAACACUUGUGGGAGUUGACAAAUUUGGCAACAAGUAUUAUGAGAGACUUGAAGGCGAACAAUUUGGAAGGCACCGAUGGAUUGAAUAUGCAGAAAAGACUCGGUACAAUGCGUCUCAGGUGCCGCCAGAAUGGCAUGGUUGGCUUCAUUUCAUUACUGAUCACACCGGAGAUGAGUUACUCAUGCUGAAACCUAAGAGGUAUGGAGCUGAGCACAAGGAAAAUCUCUCAGGAGAAGGUGAGCAGUACAUAUACCAUUCCAAAGGACAUGCUCUUAAUCCUAGUCAGAAAGACUGGACCAGGUAUCAACCUUGGCGAGCCACGAAGCCAGAGUAAUGCUUUGGAUCGACCAUCUUAUGUAAACUUGAAAUUGUUGAUUAUAUCUGAUUUUCAUCAAUAAAUUGCAUGUGCUUAUUGGAGAUCACAGAGCUUUUGCAUUUGUUUUUCUGAAGAGUACUUUGAUUGUGAAUUCCACACCCUCUAAACAAACCUUAGUUGGGAAAACUGUUGUAAUGGCAACACUGUUGAGAGACGAUGAAUCUUCAGUCUUUCACUGGUCAUCGUUGUGCGACUCUAUUUUCAGAGCAGGAAUUACUGGAAACAGAGUAACAAAAUUUACUUUGACAUAA